GUAGGGAUGGCGGAGGGGCGCGAGGUUUCAAGAUGGCGGUGGUUGGAUGGUUGACCGAAAGGCCGAGGUGAAGGCCCCUACGAAGUCAAACGGGCCGAGAAUCGUCCCCUCACCGCUUCUCACAGCCCCAGGAGCCCAGCAGAAGCGUUUUAGGUUUUAUAUUUUAAACAAACAAGUAAAUCAAACAACUUGUCAACAUGGGGCGGAGAUCCACGUCAUCCACCAAAAGUGGAAAAUUUAUGAACCCUACAGACCAAGCCAGAAAAGAAGCUCGGAAAAGAGAAUUAAAGAAGAACAAAAAACAGCGCAUGAUGGUACGAGCUGCAGUUUUAAAGAUGAAGGAUCCCAAACAAAUUAUCCGGGACAUGGAAAAAUUGGAUGAAAUGGAGUUUAACCCAGUGCAGCAGCCACAGUUAAAUGAGAAAGUGCUGAAAGACAAGCGUAAAAAGCUACGUGAAACAUUUGAACGUAUUCUACGUCUCUAUGAGAAAGAGAAUCCAGAUAUUUACAAAGAAUUGAGAAAGCUAGAAGUAGAAUAUGAACAGAAGAGGGCUCAACUUAGCCAGUAUUUUGAUGCUGUCAAGAAUGCCCAGCAUGUGGAAGUGGAGAGUAUUCCUCUGCCAGAUAUGCCUCAUGCUCCUUCCAACAUCUUGAUCCAGGACAUUCCACUUCCUGGGGCCCAGCCACCCUCUAUCCUUAAGAAGACCUCAGCCUAUGGACCUCCAACUCGGGCAGUUUCUAUACUUCCUCUUCUUGGACAUGGCGUUCCACGUUUGCCCCCUGGCAGGAAACCUCCAGGUCCUCCUCCGGGCCCACCUCCUCCUCAAGUCUUACAAAUGUAUGGCCGCAAAGUGGGCUUUGCCCUAGAUCUUCCUGCUCGUAGGCGAGAUGAAGAUAUGUUAUAUAGUCCUGAACUUGCUCAGCGGGGUCAUGAUGAUGAUGUUUCUAGCACCAGUGAAGAUGAUGGCUAUCCUGAAGACAUGGACCAGGAUAAGCAUGACGACAGUACUGAUGACAGCGACAGUGACAGAUCAGAUGGAGAAAGUGAAGGGGAUGAAUUUGUACACCGUGAUGACACUGAGAGAGAAAACAAUGAAGAAAAAAAAUCAGGUCUGAGUGUACGGUUUGCAGAUAUGCCUGGAAAAUCUAGAAAGAAGAAGAAGAAGAACAUGAAGGAGCUGACUCCUCUCCAAGCCAUGAUGCUUCGAAUGGCAGGGCAGGAAAUCCCCGAGGAGGGCCGAGAAGUCGAGGAGUUUUCAGAGGACGACGAUGAAGAGUCGGAUGAUUCCGAAGCAGAGAAGCAGUCACAGAAGCAGCACAAGGAGGAGUCUCUCUCUGAUGGCACGUCUGCAGCUUCCCAGCAGCAAGCCCCUCCACAGUCUGUUCCUCCGUCUCAGAUACAAGCACCCCCCAUGCCAGGACCACCUCCGCUUGGACCGCCACCUGCUCCACCUUUACGGCCACCUGGACCACCUACAGGCCUUCCUCCUGGACCACCUCCAGGAGCUCCUCCGUUCCUGAGACCACCUGGAAUGCCAGGGCUCCGAGGGCCUCUACCCCGACUUUUACCUCCAGGCCCGCCACCAGGUCGGCCGCCUGGCCCUCCUCCAGGCCCACCUCCAGGUCUGCCUCCUGGCCCUCCUCCUCGGGGACCCCCACCACGGCUACCUCCCCCAGCACCUCCAGGUAUCCCUCCACCCCGUCCUGGCAUGAUGCGCCCACCUCUGGUGCCUCCUCUUGGACCUGCCCCACCUGGGCUCUUCCCACCAGCUCCCUUACCCAACCCGGGGGUUCUAAGUGCUCCCCCCAACUUGAUCCAACGACCCAAGGCGGAUGAUACAAGUGCAGCCACCAUCGAGAAGAAAGCUACGGCAACCAUCAGUGCCAAGCCACAGAUCACUAAUCCCAAGGCAGAGAUCACACGAUUCGUGCCCACCGCACUGCGGGUGCGUCGAGAGAAUAAAGGGGCUGCUGCUGCUCCCCAGAGAAAGUCAGAGGAUGAUUCUGCUGUGCCUCUUGCCAAAACAGCGCCCAAAUCUGGCCCAUCUGUUCCUGUGUCGGUGCAGACUAAGGAUGAUGUCUAUGAGGCUUUCAUGAAAGAGAUGGAAGGGCUGCUGUGACAGCUUUGGAUGCUAGAUUAGGCUUCUGUUCACAUCAGUUGUUCAUGGAGAAAGAGGCUCUUACUCAGCUUAGGUGAAAGAGUUGCUUUCACUGUCAGGGUAUUUUUAAUUUCAGUUCAAGGAAUAUCCUAAAGUUUAGCCUUGUUCAGAAUUUACUGCAUAUAAAAGAGAGGGUAUUUCAUGCAAAAUAAAUUGGUUAUUGAAGCAGUGCUGCUAAUAACAUCCAUCCCCCUUCAUACCACCAUUUUCAUCCGGUUUCUUCCCCUACUCCAAUUCCUUGGAAACUUGUGAUCAAGGGGAACUUUGUUUUGGCUCUCUUGUGUGCUCUGGGCACUGGAGUAGAGAUUUCUGGAAAAACCAGUUUAUUUCACCCCCAUCUUGCCUUUCAUGUUUGAGUUAUUUUUAAUAUUUUCUUGUAAAUAUUUUGUAAUAUUGUAGUGAAAUGGAUCACAAUGUCAUUUCCUAAUACAAAGCGAUAUAUGUGGGAAGAAAAUGUACAAUUCUUUGAUUAAAAUUCCCACUGAUCUAAACUUUGAGUGUUCCAUGGAAUAAAUAAAUAAAUGUUCUACACCAAGA
Messenger RNA from Odocoileus virginianus texanus, 2696 nucleotides. It is a transcript of the gene WBP11, whose product is annotated as WW domain binding protein 11. Gene Ontology annotation, biological process: RNA processing. Lineage: Eukaryota; Metazoa; Chordata; Mammalia; Artiodactyla; Cervidae. Gene Ontology annotation, cellular component: spliceosomal complex. The record is from RefSeq and is a predicted model, not a curated record.